Molecule: messenger RNA, 1236 nt
Organism: Mercenaria mercenaria
Lineage: Eukaryota; Metazoa; Mollusca; Bivalvia; Venerida; Veneridae
Product: somatostatin receptor type 2-like
Exons: 1
Coding region: 1-1236 (411 amino acids)
Biological process (GO): G protein-coupled receptor signaling pathway
Cellular component (GO): plasma membrane
Molecular function (GO): G protein-coupled peptide receptor activity
Source: RefSeq, a predicted model, not a curated record
AUGGCAACUGUUUUCGUCAGUGGGUCCACAUGUCCUUAUACCUACGAUGUUAUUGAAGACCUUGUUGGAAAGAAUGUUACUGAGAACGAUGCUGUUGCCUGGCCAUGUGAGCUAAGAACGGUCUGGGUAGAAGUCCUCCCGCUUGUGAAUACAGUCCGCUUUUUAUUGUCGUACGGUACAUCAACUAUUGUCAUAGUAGGUGUCUGUUUGAACAUUUUGUCUUUUAUAGUACUAACGCGCAAAAGUAUGAGGAAAACAACAUCGAAUCUAUAUCUUGCUUUUCUGGCUGUCUACGACACAUGUUCGCUGACGUUCAAUUUCAUGAUCGGUGUGAUACGAGGAAACAGCGAGACGGCAAAUAAAUCAUUUCAGGACAAUGAAGCAUUGUGCACUUUCCAUGGCGUAGUCGUUGAACUUUUCAAUCUUCUGUCCGUCUGGGUCAUAGUAGCGUUCACGGUUGAGCGUUUCCUUAUGGUUAAAUUUCCUCUAAAAGCUCGAACCUGGUCUCCUAGAAAGACGGUCGUUACUCUCGUAAUAGUGUCAGCAGUGAUGACACUUGUGUCGUUUCACAAGAUCGCAGUUUCCGGUUUUGAGGGCGACUCUGUCUUUGGCUACAAAGCUUGCAAAACGAGAAGAAAAAUUUUCAAAGAAAUCAUCUAUCUAUACGUGGCUCUCAAUACGUGGCUGCCCACUGUCCUACUUGUAACGUUAAACCUCACAAUUGUUCAUGAGCUUCGGAAAAAUCGCACGAAAAGGCUUCAAAUGGCAAGUACGUCUAUGUCAAAAUCUGAUGAAAGAGCAACGAGGCUGCUGUUGGUCGUAUCCAGCUCAUAUGUUCUUCUUGUGCUGCCACUUGGAAUUAUUCAAAGCACGGAGCUCAUCUGGAACGGUUCCAUGGCGGUUCCUCCAGGCGAUCCUGAAUACGUCAGUUUCAUGAGUACAAAAAUCAGACUGAAGUGGACAAGAGCCUUCUUCUUUUCCUUCUACCAGUUGAAUUUUGCGAUCAACUUUUUUCUGUACGUUGCAUCGUCAUCGGCUGUACGUUUCCGAGCCAGUCUGAGAAAGGUUCUCAGAAUGAAACCUGCACCAGAAGAUUCAAUGAUCACGCAAACCGUUGUAAAAAUUAACUCUGUGGUCCCAUCAGGCGUAGAUGAAAUGCCAAGUGACUGCAGGGGUGUGUCUGAGGGUUUUUCGGGUACGUCUAAACACGACACUGAUGUUGAAACGAAUGCAUAG